Molecule: messenger RNA, 3024 nt
Organism: Acanthopagrus latus (yellowfin seabream)
Lineage: Eukaryota; Metazoa; Chordata; Actinopteri; Spariformes; Sparidae
Exons: 15
Coding region: 57-2438 (793 amino acids)
Molecular function (GO): protein binding; guanyl-nucleotide exchange factor activity
Source: RefSeq, a predicted model, not a curated record
UAACAUUUUAUCUAAUUUUCAGUUUGGGACAUUAUCCUUUUUUUGUAUUAGUUUUGAUGAUGGCAUCUUCUGAAAUGGACUCUAAACCAGAAGCACAUGACACAAAACAGGAAGCCCAAGAACUGGAGCAAAUCCUCAGCGCUAUGAGUUACUCACAACGUGGACGAAUGGAAGAACAGCGCUGCGCCUUGAGUCCUGUUAAAACCCGACAAGUAAAAAAUACAGGUCCACACUGUGAAGAGUUUUCCAAUACCUUGAACAACAAACAGGAACAACACCAUGAUACCCUGCGGCUGUCGUUGCCUGGGUUUAACUACCAGGAACCUGGGAUGAAUAACCAUCAUGGCUCUGCACCUCAGAUAUCUGUGACAGAGAGUACCCCAGAUAGCAACAGGAAGCUCCUGUCUAUACCAGCAAGCCAAUUACAGGUUCCCUCUCAGCAUGACUGCUCAAAUUCUAGAAAGACAGAAUCAUCUGAUGAACAAGAGAAGUUCAUGAAUAUAAUCAGCCACAGCCAGCGUGGACGCAUGGACGACCAGUGCUGUUCCUUGGAUCUUAGCAAGAGUGCUCCCUGCACACCCAAACACACUGACAGAAAGCUUUCUGCAAGUACUCUGAACUCAGGUCCAGAUUCAGAAAUGUUGUUUAGCCUCUUGGCCAACACCCAGAGCAACCGGCUCAAUGACCAGCGAGUGUCUCUUCAAUCAUUACCAGGAUUACAAAGUGACAGUACCACAUCCACUGCAGGAGGAGAUUCAAGUUACUUGUGUUACAUGGUCUCUAAAGUCCAGGGUUCCAGAAUGGAUGACCAGAGAUGCUCACUACCUAAAAUCCUAACCUCAGAGAACCAGUGUUCAUCAAAAAAUGAUAAGUCUGUAUCUGGUUCAGGCCCUCCACGUUCAGCAUCUUUCAGCCCCCACUCAGACAUAGGAAGACUGAAGAGUAAAGAUAAAGCUCAAAAACAGGUCUUGACUGAAGCUGAUCAGGAGGAUUUUUUUAACUUAAUAAGUAAUACCCACCAUGGACGAAUGGAUGAGCAGCGGUGUGUUUUAAAUGUUAGUCCCAAGUCCACACCCACACACAAGCCCAGUCAGAGCAAGGUGCCGAAAGGUCCAGAUUCUGACAAGUUCUUCAGCCUGCUGGAGAACUCUCAGGGCAGACGACUUGAUGACCAGCGAGUGUCUCUUCCUUCAUUGCCAGGGAUACAAAAUGGAAAAACCUCAUCACCAUCUUCUGCUACAGAGAUAGAUGCAAGCUACUUGUGUUACAUGGUCUCCAGAGUCCAGGUUGGCCCCAUACAGAGCAUGGGCUCAAGAAUGGACGAACAGAGAUGUUCUGCACCCAGUAGCUUACAAAAUCAGGGUACCCCAACUACUCAGCACAAAGAUCAUCCCAUGGCAGAUAAAUGUGAUAAACUGUCUGCCUCCCUAAACCAUGCCAGAACUGACCAACAGCAGCAGGAGGCAUCUCCAGCUGAGCAGGAACAGUUCUUUAAAAUGAUAAGCCAUGCACAAAGUGGACGUAUGGAAGAGCAACGUUGUUCUUUGCAGCCCAGCAGCAGUACACCUGCCACACCCACACACAAUGGAAGUGCUAUAAAUAAUGUACCAACAGGUGCAGAUGCUGAUGCAUUCUUCAAAAUAAUUUCCUCCAGUCAGGGACGACGGCUUGACGAUCAGCGUGUUGCACUUCCUAAAUUGCCAGGGAUAGGUGGGGAUGGUGAAAGAAAAGAAAGUGGUAUAACUUCAAAGGCUGGAAUCCCCGUUUAUCCACCACACAUCACUAUAGCUGAAAGUACACCAACAACAUCAAGGAAAGACUGUUCCAGACCUACCGCUCAACCUCAAAGGGCUUAUGCAGAAUCUGCAGAAUCUGGCAGCCCCAGGGCCAUUCCCAAAUCUGCUUCAUUUACCUCUGAGAAGGAAUAUCAGAAGAAGCUAAAUUCCCCAGCACAGAUGACAGUGAAGGUGUCCAUGAGCUUCACACCGCAGCAGGGACACAAGACCCUCGAUACAUGUACAUUCCCAGAAGUCUUCCUCACGCUAGGAGCCCCUGGAGAUAACCUUGUGAUACCUCUGAGCCCACUGCCUGGCAGACCCUUGUCUGUAAACUUAAAUCUUGUCCCAAAAGAAGAUGUGAAGUCCAGGCACAGCUCUCCAAGUCAUGGAAGUCCUAGAAAAGGCUGCUCAAGGCCAUCGUCUCCCAACCCGAGACCAACCAGAGAAACACAUCCUGAAACUUCAUGUCCACAUGAACUUGGGAAGCUUGCGUCCAGCCCUAUCAGUCCAGAUGAAGACUGUUUCUCUCUGAUUGAGAGGGUUCACACAGCCCAGCUCCAGAAGGGGAUGGCUCAAGGAGAACACAAAUGUAAAGGGGAGCAAGGAAAGGGAAAAGGGGGUGGAAAGAAAGACAAGAAGAAUGGUGGGAAUAAACAAUAAUCAGGUAUGCUACAUUGUAAAUGAUCUAUUGAGCAAAAUAACUGAGAUAAAAUGUGAGAUGUUUAGCUUGAAAAGAAAUGUUGAUCGAACAUCGUUUAUGCAAUUGUAUUUGUUAUUUUCCACACUAAUUAGCAUCUCUUGCUUGAAAGGAACUUUUGUUAUUGUGUUUAUUGUUUUUAGGACUGGGUUGGGUACUUGUUUUUUCCCCUUUGCUUGUUGAAUAUCAUUGCUCCUUACCCAAAGAAACUGUAGGUUGGUUGGAAUUAAAGCCAGGCCUUUGGCAAACUGUAUGAAACUAUGACCAAACAUGUAUCACAAUACAAAAAGAAAUACCUAAAUUAAACCUGAUUGCCAACUCAUGUUAGCUCCUUAUUUAGUUGAACCAUAUUAAUUGACAAAUGAGUUGAGAUUCCAAAUGUUAAAUAAUAAUAAUAAUAAUAAUAAUAGUAAUAAUAAUAACAAUAUUAAUUAAUUCUGUAACAUUGGGCACAAUUGUUUCAAUUAAUCAUUGGUGUAUCUCAAGAGUAGCACAGAUGAAAAGUGAUGAUCUCAACUGAAACUGCAGCAAUGAUAUGAGCAAUAUUGG